Messenger RNA from Lactuca saligna, 480 nucleotides. NCBI's taxonomy places the organism in Eukaryota, Viridiplantae, Streptophyta, Magnoliopsida, Asterales, Asteraceae. The record is from the annotation of a GenBank genome assembly.
AUGAUCUCACUGGAGAUGGCCACCACCCUAGUAAGACCACCGGCUCAAGUGAUUGGCACGGUAUCUGAGACACCAUCAUUUGGUGGCCAGCUACCUUCUCUCAAAGCGGCUACACCUUUUGUCACAACCCAGAAACACAUAACAAUACCCACUCUGAACAGCACAACCCCAUUAUUGUUCCCCAACAUCGGCGGACCCAACACACCCAUUCACACCACAAACGAGUCACAACAAAUGGCACUCGUAAUACAACCGUUAACGGCGCAAGCCACUAACGGGCUACUCGCGCUCAUGCACAUGUUUGCAACCCCGACGAAUAACGCCGCUAGUGGCCCAAGUGUUGCUUUCCAAGCACAAAGCUACCCAUCAUUAGUGAAAGGAGCCAUGCCGACACCGCCAUUCACACCAUACCAGCAACUCCCCAUUACCCACACAUUUUCCACACCGUUCCAGCUGGCCCAACACUACCAGACCUUGUAG